GUGUCGAUCUUUACCAAAAUUAAUAUUAAUUUCAAUAAUAAAAAUAAAAAUUAUAUAAGCAAGGGAAGGAUUAGACUGGACAGCUAAGUUGUGUACGGACUAGUUAGUUAGGCUAUGGCGUCAAGAAGAGGUACAGCUGGGACACCACUGGGCAGACCAGUGGCUCUAGCUAAGAAGAGGAGAGCUGCAGAGAGCAAGGACAGAGACAAAGUUACACUGCAAGCUAUUCUUGGCAUAACGUGUUACAGUGGGUCCGGUCUAUCCACAUCAGAGAGCUGCAUUGCUUAUCCUGCAGGAUGCGUGGCUGUGCUUUUCCACCCCAAGGGCAAAGGGAAACAAGUGCACAUCCAUAACAGAAAACCCAUCUCUUGUUUGUGUAUCUCACCUCACGGAAGUUAUCUGGCCACUGGAGAGAGUGGCCAUGAGCCAUGUGUUAGAGUGUGGGACCUUCGCUCGCCCCAGGCAAUAUCUCAAGUGGCCCGUCUCAAGGAGCAUGAGUUUGGAGUCCAGUGUGUGGCAUUCUCCCCCUCUGGCAAGCAGCUGGUGUCAGUGGGAUACAAGCACGACAGACAGAUCAUUGUCUGGAACUGGAAGGCCGGAACAAAGCUUGUCCAUGGAAAGUUUUCAAGCGAGGUGAAUGGAAUAUCUUUCUCCCUAAAUCAUGGGAGCAAGGUGGGAUCCAGCUAUUUUGUGACAGUCCACAAUCGAAGAGUUCAGUUCUGGUACUACAACUCUUCUGGGAAAGAAAUGAACACCACAAUGUCCCUCAAGUCUCGGUCGGCCGUAUUGGGAGAGCUUCAUAACUUCAACUUUGUGGCCGUAUCUUGUGGGAGAGGUGACCUGGCCCACUACACGUACGCCCUCACCAGGACUGGACAGCUGUGUCUAUUCGGGAAAAACAGGACACUCGAGAAAUUUACGGACACAAAAGCCCCGCCAGCCUACAGUCUAGCUCUCAGUGAUCAGUUUCUUUUCUGUGGUUGUUCCGAUGGGGUCAUUCGGAUAUUUGACCCCCAAUCUCUGGAUUACGUAACCACUAUGCCACGCCCACAUUCUCUCGGUAUUAACCUGUCCUCCAUAGACAACACAGAGAAACCAGAGACGGACAAGAACAACGUGUACCCUGAUGCUAUUGCUCUGACAGUUCACCAUAAUCGACUGAGCGUGGUGUACAAUGACCACUCCAUCUUUGUGUGGGACCUUAGCAACAUGCGUCAGAUUGGAGUGCUCCAUUCGUUCCUGUUCCACAGUGCGGGCGUAUGGGACAUCUGUACGUACCCCACCCUGAGCAAUGACUCCGCCCAGUUGUUACCACCCUCCUGUUUCAUUACAUGCUCGUCAGACAGUACUGUGAGGUUCUGGAGUAUGGGGGCGGAGCAAGAGGGGGCGUGGUCUCACAGGACCGCCUAUUCCAAGGAGCUCCUAAGGAUAAUCUAUUGUGAGCCCGAGGAUAAGCUCUCUCUCAAGGACACCGCCGAUCUCCCGGGUAGGGUUACCAGUGGCAACAAGGGCGUUAAGUGCAUCCAGGUGCGACCAGAUGGGCAGCACAUUGCUACAGGAGAUCGGAUUGGAAACUUAGCUGUGUAUGACCUCCAGUUCCUGGAUUUGGUGUACAGAGAGAUUGCCCACGACCUGGACAUACUGUCUCUGUCCUACUCUCCUGUCAUCGACAACCAACAAUUCCUAUCCUCUGCUAGUCGUGAUCGGAUGAUGCACGUGUUCUCACUCGGAGGGGGCGGGGAAUCUUAUGAAGCCAUACAGACGCUCUCGGACCACUCGGCAGCUGUGACAUCUGUGAGGUUUGUGAGGGGCAGUGACGGAACACUCCACCUACUCAGCUCCGGGGCUGACAAAUCACUCAUCUUCCACUCUAUGGAGAAGUCGCAGGGAGAGUCUGUAUGUAUGUUCCACCGAACCAACAACGUCGUAUCCAAGGCCACUAUAUUUGAUAUGGAUAUAGACGUCCUUGGGAAGCACGUAGUGACAGCUGGCCAGGACAGAGUGCUCAGGUUUUAUUUGGUGAACGGAGGCAAACAGAAAACUGUGAUAAAAGCACCUCCCACAGACUCAGAGGGGGGUCUGUUGAAGGUGUCACUGGACCCCUCAGGGUUGUUGGCAGCGAGCAGUUGUGCUGACAAGUCCGUACUCAUCUUUGACGUGUUCUCGGGGGAAUGUGUUGCCAAGCUCGCCGGACACUCAGAGGUGGUGACCCAAGUGAGGUUCUCUCAGGACUGUCGCUUCCUCUACUCUGUAUCUGGAGACAGCUGUAUUUUUGUGUGGAGGCUGUCCAAAAAGUUAACACAAGCAAUGCACAGCCGACUCUCUGAACUGGGACUCCCCCUCCCCCCUGGCCAAGAGACUCCGCCCACAUCACCCCACACAGCCAGACAAACCUUCACUAAGAUAAGAACCUCCACCCCUCACGCCCCACGAGUACUACCUCCGAGAAACAUAGGAACAGACGUCAAAGAUGUUGUUCUUGAGAGUGUGGAUUCAGUGGAGCCGGAUUUUGAGUAUCGAAUGAGCAUGCUUCCCUCGUGGGCACAGCGGGAGGCUGUUGGGGGAAUCCCCUCUGUGGGGGUUGGUGAGGGUACGGAGCAAAUGGCUGCUCCAGUGGAGGGCAGAUGGGCAGAGAGAGUGGCAGGAGAAGAAUUGAAGCUAGCUGUUCAAGAGCAAGAUUCUGAUGUUGAUCUGGAGGAUCUAAGUUCUGAAAUGUCUCGGAUUGUUUUUGAGAAACAGAGUAGUGUCACGGAAGUCAUUGAUCUCACAGAGGAUGAUGAUGAGAAUGUGUUGCCUGAUAGUCACGUGAUUGACAAUGAAGGUCAUGUGACUGAGGAGGCCAAUGAGUCAAAGAGUUCUGAUGGUUCGGAUGUCCUCAAAUUUUAUACAUCAUCAUUGAGUGACGAAAUAGACCCAAGCAUUUUCUGUGUUACCACACCUAUUAAACCCUCGGACACAAAGGACGAAAGUGAAGAUGAUGAGAGCCCUAGAGAGUCCCCCAUUGAUUCCCCCGUACCCCUCAACAAGAUAUUGGAGGAAGAAGAAUCUUCUUUCCUUAAGGCACACUUUGAAAGCUUGGAGAAAUCGGGAGACCCUCAGCUGCUCAAAGUACCCAGUCCCCGACAAAGCAUCUCUGCAAAGUUCAAAGAGACCCUACGAAAAGUAAUACAUGUCGGUGAUGGUGGCCAGGUGGGAUUAGGGGAAUCCCCUCCUCUCAGCGAGGCAGCUGGUAUAGUAAUCUCUGUCGAGGACAGCACCAGUCCCGCGGACCAACCCCAGGAUGACAGUCAGACUACACCCAUGGCCCUGCUAGACGGAGGAGCUGAGUCUGCAGACAUUGCGGCAGCUGUGGAUACUGUGACACACAAGAUUGAAUACACAGAUAAAUCGAUGAAAAGAAGGCUCAGUUUUGAGACAGACGUUGCUAAAACAAGGCAAAAGCUGGUGGAGCUUGGCUAUUCUGUGGAGAGCAGGAAACAGAUUGUCACAGCAACUGAACCAUCCCCCUCCCCUAGUGUUGAGCAGCUACUAGACAAUUCCCCACCUCUCCAUCCUGCCAGUGAUGGUCCCCCCUCUGGUAGUGAUGGUCCCCCGUCUACUAGUGAUGGUCCCCCCUCUGUUAGUGAUGCUCCUCCCUCUGCCAGUGAUGGUCCCCCCUCUGUUAGUGAUGCUCCUCCCUCUGCCAGUGAUGGUCCCCCCUCUGUUAGUGAUGCUCCUCCCUCUGCCAGUGGUGGUCCCUCGUCUGUUAGUAAGAAAACUGUGUCAAUUAAACCAAGAGCCAACAAGAAACCACCAUCUCCAGACUCUGACAGUGAUGUGAGGGCCAGGCUUAGCUCCAUUACUGAUGGUCUGGAUGCUAACUUCAGAGCUCUGAUGGAGCUGCACGAUCAGGUAGUGGCGAGUGGAUCAGGUGAUGCUACCAGCGAUGAUGUUGCUACCUCCAUAGCAACGUACCUUACUACCCUAAAAAGCAAUGUAGCCUCCGUGGUGAACAAAAACAGACAAAUGUGGAGAGAGAAAAUGAUAACAAAUUUGUCGGAGAAUCCUAUACCGGAAAUAGGAGUGGUUUCAGAAUCUGCCCCUGAGUUAUUGAAUUCUAACGAAGAGACGAGCUUUGAACAAGGUGGCGUGGCUGAUGUGUGUGAGGGUGGCGACUCUUGUGAGGAAUGUGAUGACUCAGAAGAAUUAACUCUACGUAUAACCAAAGAAGAGUACGAUAAAUGUAUUCUUGCCAAUGAACUACUCACUUCGUUUGUGACAGCUUUAUCAGUUAAAGAACAAUUGUCUGAAUGUGACACUUAAUUGACUUACAAUGCUUCAUUUCAAUGUGCUAAAAGCUACAGAAUGUGAUUAUUUAACAUGCCAAAGUUGCCAUGUAUGUAUAA
Messenger RNA from Halichondria panicea, 4385 nucleotides. RefSeq names its product WD repeat-containing protein 62-like. Bases 115 to 4302 code for a protein of 1395 amino acids. The record is from RefSeq and is a predicted model, not a curated record. Gene Ontology annotation, molecular function: protein binding. The transcript has 32 exons. NCBI's taxonomy places the organism in Eukaryota, Metazoa, Porifera, Demospongiae, Suberitida, Halichondriidae.